Metarhizium brunneum ARSEF 3297 is the source of this 261-nucleotide messenger RNA. RefSeq lists its product as uncharacterized. The record is from RefSeq and is a predicted model, not a curated record. Lineage: Eukaryota; Fungi; Ascomycota; Sordariomycetes; Hypocreales; Clavicipitaceae. Gene Ontology annotation, biological process: proteasome assembly; double-strand break repair via homologous recombination; mRNA export from nucleus. Gene Ontology annotation, cellular component: proteasome complex; proteasome regulatory particle, lid subcomplex.
AUGGCUUCAGACGCCAAGCCCGAACCCCAGCCCACCGAGGAGAAGAAACCAGAACAAAAGACCACCGCGCUAGGCGAGGACGACGAAUUCGAGGACUUCCCCGUCGAUGAUUGGCCAGAGGACCAGACCGAGGCCGCCCAGGGAAACGGCGAGACGAAGCACCUGUGGGAGGAAAGCUGGGACGAUGACGACAUGACGGACGAUUUCUCCCUGCAGUUGAAGGAGGAGCUCAAGAAAGUCGAAGCCUCGAAGCGGAGAUAG